Molecule: messenger RNA, 3349 nt
Organism: Chlorocebus sabaeus (green monkey)
Lineage: Eukaryota; Metazoa; Chordata; Mammalia; Primates; Cercopithecidae
Source: RefSeq, a predicted model, not a curated record
CUUCAUACCUUUCUCAGGAAUGUCAAAGUCCCAAGAGGAUGCCCUGCAGCCUGGAUCCACUAGAGUGGCCAAAGGCUGGAGCCAAGGGGUGGGAGAAGUUACUUCUACCUCCGAAUACUUCUCCUGCGUUUCUUCUUCACGCAAGCUCAUCCACGGUGAAAUCCAGAGAAUACAUCGUGACAGCCCCCAGCCUCAGUCACCCCUGGCCCAGGUUCAGGAACGAGGAGAGACUCCUCCCUGCUCACAACAUGUCUCCUUGUCAUCCCAUUCGUCCUAUAAGACUUGUGUGUCCUCUCUGUGUGUAAACAAAGAGGAAAGGGGCAUGAAAAUAUACUACAUGCAGGUACAAAUGAAAAAAGGUGUGGCUGUCUCCUGGGAGACAGAGGAAACUGCAGAGUCCUUAGAAAAGCAGCCAAGGAUGGAAGAAGUGACCCUUCCUGAGGUUGUGAGGGUAGGUACUCCCCCCUCUGAUGUGUCCACCAGAAACCUCCUGUCUGACAGUGAGCCCGGCGGGGAGGAGAAAGAGCAUGAGGAAAGGACAGAAUCAGACAGCCUGCCAGGCUCACCCACCGUUGAGGAGACACCCAGGGCCAAGACUCCUGACUGGCUGGUGACCAUGGAGAACGGCUUCAGGUGCAUGGCCUGCUGCCGGGUGUUUGCCACCGUGGAAACCCUCCAGGAGCAUGUGCAAUAUGGGAUCAGAGAGGGCUUCAGCUGCCACGUCUUUCAUCUCACCAUGGCUCAGCUGACAGGCAACAUGGAAUCAGGGAGCACCCAAGACGAGCAGGAGGAGGAAAAUGGAAAUGAGGAGGAGGAGGAAGAGAAACCAGCAGCAAAGAAGGAGGAGGAGGGGCAGCCCACAGGGGAAGACCUUGGCCUGAGGAGAUCCUGGAGCCAAUGUCCAGGCUGUGUGUUUCAUUCUCCAAAGGACCUUCCAAAGGACUGGAACAGCUGAGACUUAUGGGCCAGAAGAUACUGGAAGAUGGUGUGGCCUUCUCUUGCAAGAGGGAGAAGAAAGAGCCAUGGAGAUAGUAGCAGACAGACUGCCCAAGGUGGAGAUGGCUGCGGCUAUGGUGGUGAUGCUGCGAGGGGGUCUCCUGCCCCAGGCGGGCCAGCUGCCUGCCCUCCAGACUGUCUGCUAUGGCUCCAAGGCUGUUACCUGCCACCAUCGUGUGAUGCACUUUCAGCAACAGAAGCUGAUUGCUGUGACUGAAUAUAUCCCCCAGACACCAGCCAUCAACCCAACAUGUCGGCCAUCUCCUCCCGGCCCCCAGCAGGAGGCAUCACUGGAAGCCCUAGAACUUACCACAGAGGGAGCAAGGUUGCCAGGAGAAGUGACAGCUGAUGUACCCUUGGUUAUUGCUUUCCAAUUUCAGGAGAGGGGCCUCAUCAGGCUUCUCCACCGGGAGGUAGCAGCAGUUUUCCAGGACAACCGAAUGGUAACUGUCUGCCAGAAGGUGGCUCUGAGCGCAGAGGACAAGCUUCUUAUGUGACACCAGCUGCGGAAACGCAAGAUCCUGAUGAAGGUCUUCCCCAACCAGGUACCGAAGCCCUUCCUGGAGGAUUCCAAGUGCCAAAAUCUGCUGCCCCUUUUUGUGGGGCACAAUGUGCUGCUGGUCAGUGAAGAACCCAGGGUCAAGGAGAUGGUCUGGAUCUUAAGGACUGUGCCAUUCCUGCCGCUGCUAGGUAGCUGCAUCAGUGACACCAUCCUCAGCAGGCAGGGCAUUAUCAACUACUCCAACCUCCCCGGCCUGCCCCUGGCACGGGGGGAGCUUGUAGUAGGCCUCAUCUGCCUCACUGCCCAGACCCAGUCCCUGCUCCAGCACCAGCCCCUCCAGCUGACCACCCUGUUGAACCAGUACAUCAGACAGCAGCGCGAGGAGGAUUCUGUUUUGUCAGUCAAUGGGAAGCCAGAUCAUCCUGACCCUGCUCCGGACUCUUACCCAGCUGGUUAGCCAGCCCUGCCCAUAAAUACACUGUCCGAUUGGCUGUGCUGUCCACCAUGGGAGAUGUGGAAGAACUUGGGGUGGGGGAGUGCGUUUGUCACUGGGCUUUACUAACACUGGACAAUAUCACUCCCACACUAGGGGAGUGAUAUUGUCAGGUAUAGGGUCACUUGGAGAUGCAGAGGAUUCCAUUUCAAAUGGAGGCUGUCAGUCACUGGUUUUAUCCUUAGUUUUCCUAACUCGGGACCCAAUAGGAGCAAAGGUCCAAGGCAGAGAGGCUGAAAAGAUAAGGCUAUUACCCCCUGCCUCCUUGGUCACUGCCCCUUGCUGCAAGGGCUUCUUAGCCCACUCCCUUGGGGCACAAACUGCCACUGCCACAGUAGCUCAACCAAGCAGUCGUGCUGAGGAUAGCACUCGGUGAGAGCCUGCUGUGUGCCAGGCUUUGUGCUGAGUGCUGUACGUGCGUUAAUUCCUUUAUUCCUGACCACAUUGUACCCAUUUCACAGAGAAGGAGCAGAGAAGUAGCUUGCACAAGGUCAUGCGGUUAGUAAGUGGCAGAACAGAGACUUAAACCAGGCCCUCUCUGCUCUGAAGACAGCAUCCUGAAUUUCUACACUAGAGCUUCCUCAUCAGGUUACCCAGAAGUGGGUUCCAUCCACUAUCCAGGUGUGCUCGGAUGUUAGUUCUCCACCCUCGGGGUGUGCCAUGCUAUGGAAAGUUUGGGAGCACUGCUUUAUGAUAAAACGAAAUGCAUUCUACUUUCUCUAUUUUGUGGUUUACAUGGUUGUCCCACCUGUAGACUUAUUCUCAGGGACUUCUCUGUCUUCUGACUUUCCUCACUCUCAUUUCCCAUCCUAGGAAAAUCCUCUUCCCCUGUACCUGUUCCCACAAAUGGCAUCCCGCGCAUGCUUGCCCUGUGAAAGGCAGCUGACAGCUGUGCCCACUAGCUAACAUUUCUCUGGUGGUUCUGAACAAAAGGGCUGGGGGGAAACUAGGAUUCUCGGUUAAUGGGGGAUUCUGAGGGCUCUAGAGUAGGAGGCCUCAUGCAAGUCUCCGUGAAUCAGAAAUUCCUAACAAAGGAGAUUGGAUGCUUAACUCAGAAAACAAACAAACAAACAAAAAACAAACAACAACAACAAAGUUACUUGUUUGAUACUUGAAACAAGUUAUGUCUGAAAGAGCAAAUAAGGUAUAAACUCUUAAUUGGGGGUUAUAUUUCAGUGUAAGAUGUGUAUAUUAAAGUCUCUUGAUGUGUAGACUAACUUUUUAUUAAUUGACCACUGUCCACAAAUCAGAGCAAACAGCUGCUUGCCACAGAAAUGAAACUACUGCAAAUUCUGGAAAUGUCGCCACCUUGAGAAGAUUGUUCAUUGGAAGAUAUUAAAUUGCAGGUUUACUUACAA